Mobula hypostoma (lesser devil ray) is the source of this 1458-nucleotide messenger RNA. It is a transcript of the gene mlx, whose product is annotated as MAX dimerization protein MLX. Gene Ontology annotation, cellular component: nucleus. The record is from RefSeq and is a predicted model, not a curated record. Gene Ontology annotation, biological process: regulation of transcription by RNA polymerase II. Gene Ontology annotation, molecular function: protein dimerization activity; RNA polymerase II cis-regulatory region sequence-specific DNA binding; DNA-binding transcription factor activity, RNA polymerase II-specific. Lineage: Eukaryota; Metazoa; Chordata; Chondrichthyes; Myliobatiformes; Myliobatidae. The coding region runs from base 125 to 943 and encodes 272 amino acids. The transcript is spliced from 7 exons.
CAGUAAGAACUUUGAUCUCCUCUGGGUUUGAUUGUUUCCACUCUCGUUCAUCUGCACUCUCAUAAAACAUACAUAGCAAGCCUGUAGCAGGUAACGAAGGAUUCUCUCGUCACACCGACAAUAUAUGAUUUGCUUGCUAAAUGAUGCUUUAAAAAGUCAAGUUUCCAAAUAUUACUCCACUUCUUCCCACUUGCAAUUUCUCCAGCAGUUUUGUGUCCUGACAAUACACGCAGUGUUGCUCACUGACAGCUCGAGGAAGGGGAGCAUAGGUUCGAGAGCGAACAGCAUCACGUCCAACACGGGUUCCACCAGUGCCUCCUCCGUUCCAAACACAGCUGUGUGCAUGUCAGACAAUAAUUGUUCUCCAACUACAGAUGACGAAGACAGUGAUUACAGACAGGAGCCUACGUAUAAAGAGACGUACAAAGAUCGGCGAAGACAAGCCCACACACAGGCUGAGCAAAAGAGACGGAAUGCUAUCAAGAAAGGAUAUGAUGAUUUACAGUCAAUCGUCCCCACUUGCCAACAGCAAGAUUCGUUAAUUGGAUCGCAGAAACUCAGCAAAGCCACAGUUCUUCAGAAAACUAUCGAUUACAUCCAGUUCCUGCACAAGGAGAAGAAGAAGCAAGACGAAGAGCUCUCCACUCUGCGGAAAGACGUCAUGGCUCUGAAGAUCAUGAAGACGAAUUACGAACAGAUUGUCAAAGCCCAUCAGAAUAAUCCUCAACAAGGCAAAGACCAAGUAACUGAUCAGGUCAAAUUCAGUAUAUUUCAAAAUAUCAUGGACACGUUGUUCCAGUCCUUCGAUGCGUGCGUCCCUGUGACCAGCUUUCAGGAAUUAUCCGCCUGCGUUUUCACCUGGAUUGAGGAACACUGCAAACCACAGACUCUGCGGAAGAUCGUGGUCGGUGUGCUGCGGCAACUAAACGGUCAGCUACACUGAGUCCUCGAGCACGUUUCGCAGUGGUGGACUGGGAGCGGUUUCCCAGGAGCAGUGUACAGACUGUGUCCGUUGUCAGCCUUAAACAAUGAUACGGAACCGGGAUGUGAUUGUUUUUCCAUUUCGGUGUCCUGACAGGAUUCAGGUUAAGGGCACCGAUCGGACGAGCAACCACCAACCAUUUCAUCAGUGACUGAAACUUUCUUGCUUUCAAUGUUUAACCUUAUUUACAAUCUAGAAGGCAGGAAGCGGUGCGAUUUUGCCGAACACAGUGAUUUCUGUUCAAGUACAUCCAGCAUUCAAGCCAGCACACUGUGCGAUGAACUGUUAGUAUUCACAAAACUUUUUAAAUUUCACUUUUGUCCACUGUUUAUUGCUGCUUAAUGUUGUGAAACAAAAGGAAUUCUGAGAUUUGUCAAAAAAAAAUUACGUUUUGUCAGCGACCAGGAGCUUCAACGACUAAUGCUAUUUAUUUAUUAAACAUUUCAAUUCCUUCCAGAAUAAAUAUUGUUUGCCCA